AAUCUGCAUGCUGACUGUGUUUCACAAGGUCAGUUUUAGUCCUGAGAUGUUGGGGAGGGGAAACGCAGCCCAGCACACUGUUCUUUUCAGUGGAUCCAUCUUACUGGGAGCACCUUAGCUCUUCUGCAUGUAUCUCCUUUCAGUGAAGGAUGUGUGCCUUUCGAACAUUCAGCUUUCCCCUGCCCAAGCCGAAUCCCUGACCACCCUGCGCAGUCUCUCAACCCUGAGACGGCCUCAUCGUUCACUGCUGUGCUGGUCCGCGGCAGAUUAAUUGUCAAUGGACACCUGAUCUCCUGCUGCCUGUGAUUGAAAACCAAGAGGCUUUGUUGUGCUGAUUAACUGCCUACAAUUUUUGCUGACACUGCCAUGAACACAAAAUGCUGAUUCUAUUCUUUUUAACCUCUGUGUGAAACUCUGACUUUUAAUAUACUUGUAUGUUCAUUGACCCUCCAUAAAGAUGUCUGAACUUGACUCUUCAUCUGUAUUUUCAGGAAAUGUGGAGAAUGGAACUUUCCUUGAGCUAUUUCCCACAUCCCUGUCCACAUCAGUAGACCCAUCCUCAGGUCACCUGUCAAAUGUCUAUAUCUAUGUGUCCAUAUUCCUCAGCCUUUUAGCGUUUCUGCUUCUGCUUUUAAUCAUUGCCCUCCAGAGGCUUAAAAAUAUCAUCUCCUCCAGUUCCUCCUACCCAGAGUAUCCAAGCGACGCUGGGAGUUCUUUCACCAAUUUGGAAGUCUGUAGUAUUUCCUCUCAGAGGUCCACUUUUUCAAACCUUUCAUCAUGAAGAAAAUGGAAGAUUCCUUAAAUGCUGCAGCAGCUUCAGUUUUCCCUUCCGGGAAUUAUUGCAUCUGAGCUGUUAUCUCAUGAAAGAAAUGCCACCUUUGCUUUUUUCAAUCAAUUAGAUCUGUUGCUCCUCCUUCACUUCUGAUUUCUUUCUCUGUUCAUGAUGCUGUUCAUUUGGGACUAGAGAAGCUGAUUAGCAGAAAUGCAUGUAAAUCUUGAGGUGCAAUUUCACACAAACCACUUGACAAGUCUGGAGCUGGCUUCUUCAAGGUGGAUCAGUUCCUUCUACCCUGCUGGACACCUGAGGCAGAGCUCACCUGGGGUAGCCUCACAGUGGGUGCUGGGGCUUGCACUUGCUUUCACUUCUAAAACCGUGAAGCCAACUGAACCAGCAGACUGACAAGAUGUAAUCUAAACUGUUUAGAAGGCAUUUUCCAUAUUAAAAAGAUAAAGUGGAAUCAUCAAAUUUU
Messenger RNA from Talpa occidentalis (Iberian mole), 1250 nucleotides. It is a transcript of the gene SERTM1, whose product is annotated as serine rich and transmembrane domain containing 1. The record is from RefSeq and is a predicted model, not a curated record. The coding region runs from base 458 to 781 and encodes 107 amino acids. Gene Ontology annotation, cellular component: intracellular membrane-bounded organelle. NCBI's taxonomy places the organism in Eukaryota, Metazoa, Chordata, Mammalia, Eulipotyphla, Talpidae. The transcript has 3 exons.